Arachis ipaensis is the source of this 891-nucleotide messenger RNA. The record is from RefSeq and is a predicted model, not a curated record. NCBI's taxonomy places the organism in Eukaryota, Viridiplantae, Streptophyta, Magnoliopsida, Fabales, Fabaceae.
AUGACAUCGGAUUGGUCGUUUACCCAAGGAGAUCCUAAAGAAGACCCAAGCAACGAGUUUGUGGAUGGACAACAAUUUGGGAGCAAGGAAGAAGUCAUGUUAGCAGUUAAGCAGUACAGCAUCAGGAGGGCUAUGAAGUACAAAAUAGUAGAGAGUGACCAUUGGAGGUACAAUGCAAGAUGUAUCCAAUUCGGACCCGGUUGUAAUUGGAGCAUACUUAUAUCAUAUUGCCGAAAGCAAGAAAGGUGGGAGGUUAGGAGAUACACUAGGCCUCAUACUUGCAUGCAAACUUCGAUGGGGCAAGAUCAUCGUAGGUUGGAUUUGAAGGUCAUUGCACAACAUAUUUUCACGAUGGUCAAGGCCGAUCCAGCAAUCAGCAUCAGGGUUCUACAAGGAGGUGUAGAAAAUCAUUUUGGUUACAAGGCGUCAUACAGAAAGGUUUGGCUUGCAAAACAGAGAGUCAUCGCUAGAAUAUAUGGCGAUUGGGAAGAGUCGUACAAAGAGCUUCCUCGUUGGUUAUUCGCUAUGCAGAUGUACUUGCCAGUGACACAGUCGUGGCCUGCCUCCACCGACACUGUGAUGUUUCAUCGGGUCUUUUGGACGUUUCUACCGUAUGUUGAGGCAUUCAAGCAUUGCAAGCCAUUUAUCUCUAUUGAUGGCACCCACCUAUAUGGUAAAUACGGUGGAACUUUGCUUAUGGCCAUAGCGCAAGACGGCAAUACAAACAUUCUGCCCAUUGCAUUCGCAGUUGUUGAGGGUGAGACAAAGGAGCCGUGGUCGUUCUUUCUUUCGUACUUACGGGAGCAUGUUACACCACAACCAGGGGUGUUAGUGAUUUCAGACAGACACAAGUCCAUUGAUGGAGCACCGAAUGCUGAAGGGAGUUUAUGA